Messenger RNA from Acanthoscelides obtectus, 7888 nucleotides. NCBI's taxonomy places the organism in Eukaryota, Metazoa, Arthropoda, Insecta, Coleoptera, Chrysomelidae. The record is from the annotation of a GenBank genome assembly.
AAUGACACUGGCUUAACGGCUCAUUGGGUUUCGAUGGAAACGCAAGGGGAAGGAACCCUUUUAAAGUUCGUCAGUAUCUAGUAGUAAUUAAAUAACGAUAGGCAGACUAAACUGUGUCUGGGAAGCCCGAUACCUUGAUGACUUUCGCAAAUUUACCUGCCUUUGGAGCCCGGAUAACGUGUGCUGUUCGUCAGGUUGGAAGUCUUACAGUGAUAGUGAUGUGCUAGACUGAUAGUGUUAAAUUGAAAUUACCAGAAGUGCAGUUUUAAUGCGUAUGAAAGGAAGUGUCAAAGUUUCUUAUGGUUUCGAACGUGCUCGUCAGAAACAUGUGUGUCACUCAUUUUUUUUUGCUUUUUGACAAAGUCUAAUAUCAGUGACCACUGAACCAAUUUUCUUCGAGAAACGAUAUGGACCAGAAUGAUGGAAAAAUGAUCGUCUAACCGGAACCGGCCAUCAUUCAAACAUGUUCACAAGUGCCUUGACGUGCUUUCCCAGGAUCUGCUAUCAUCUUUUACCCUUCGUACUUCUACGAUUCUUCCUUCUCCUGCAGUUCUGCAAAGGAUGGGUGCCAGAUCAAAGCACAAAACUGACGUUUCCGAUGACCAGGGUACCUAGCAUUAGCUUUAAAGGAAAUUCAUCUUCCAUAGAUUAUUUUAAUGUCUUGUAUCAAGACGAUAACUCCAUAUUAUUGGGAGGAAGGAACCAAAUAUAUAAUCUAUCACUGUCAGAUUUUUCCCAAAGACGUGAUGCCACGAUAUAUUGGCCGUCAUCGGAAGCACAUGGACAACUGUGCAAUCUGAAGGGAAAGACCGAAGAUGAUUGCCAGAACUACAUUAGGAUAUUUUUCUACACGGCUCCAGAGAAGUUUCUCGUCUGUGGAACCAACUCUUACAAACCUCUAUGCAGGAUUUUAUAUAGAAAGAAUGGAAGACUGUUUAUCGAAAAAGAAACCGAAGGAAUAGGAUUAUGUCCGUACGAUCCAGAACAUAACAGUACAGCGGUAUUUAGUAACGGCCACCUCUACUCAGCAACUGUAGCUGAUUUUUCAGCUACCGAUCCCUUGAUAUACAGAGAACCUUUACGUACUGAACUCUCUGAUCUCAGGCAGUUAAAUGCUCCAAAUUUUGUGAGUUCUCUAACGUACGGCGACUACAUAUAUUUCUUCUACCGUGAGACUGCAGUUGAGUACAUGAACUGUGGUAAGGUGAUAUAUUCACGAGUAGCGAGGGUGUGCAAGCAUGAUAAAGGUGGCCCCCAUCCUUCCACCAGAGACAGGUGGACCACAUUUUUGAAAGCAAGACUGAACUGCUCCGUACCGGGAGAGUACCCGUUUUAUUUCGAUGAAAUACAGUCAACUAGUGGUAUAAUAGAGGGCAAAUACGGCCGAGAAGGCACCUCAAAAAUAGUUUACGGCACUCUGACAACACCAAAUAACGCCAUUGGUGGCUCAGCAAUUUGUAUGUUCCGAAUGGACGAUAUUGAGGACGUUUUCAAUGGUCCCUUCAAACAUCAAGAAAGUAUAAAUGCCAACUGGCUUCCUUUGCCAGAACAUAAGGUCCCAUCGCCAAGACCUGGAAGAUGCGAACCAGACAGCCGAGUACUUCCAGACAAAAACGUGAACUUCAUAAAAACGCAUCCUUUGAUGGAACGCGCUGUCCCAGCGAUGAAUGGCAGACCGUUGCUCAUAAGGGUCAGUCUACACUACCGUUUGACCGCCAUUGCUGUCGAUCCGCAAGUCAGGACGAUCAGCGACGAAACUUUUGACGUGAUAUACGUAGGAACUGACGACGGUAGAGUGUUGAAGAUCGUCAAUAUCCCUACGCAUAAUUCGUCCAAGGCCGUUGUCUUGUCAGAGAGUGAAGUAUUUGGCAAGAACGCCCCUGUGAAGCAACUGAAAAUUGCUCCUGGAUACGGGAAGGUAGUUGCUGUCAGCAGAAAUGAAGUCAAGCUGGUGACAUUGAACCAUUGCGGAACAAUCACGCGUUGUAGUGAAUGUUUGGAGUUACGUGAUCCACAUUGCGCAUGGGACUCUCUGAAGGGGGCAUGUGUUAGUGUCGAUGCUGUAACAUCAUUUCGAUAUCACAUACAAGAUGUCCGGAGAGGAAAUGCUUCAAAAUGUCGACUGCAGCCUCUUGAUGCUCCGUCGCCAAAAGAGUACGACAUCAAAUCUUUGGACACGAACUCAGUAGACGAAGACGAAAAAGAGCCAAGCGACGAUUUACUCCGCUUGGACGCGGAUUCGACUGAGUGCAGUAAUGACAUAGACGGGGCAACAACAGGAUGUGCAUCGCAGAGCAAGUUGACUUUGUACACGCCGGAAUAUUUGAGGAUAUUCGUUGCGGUUUCCAGUCUUGUGGGGCUGUUCAUUGGGUUUCUUUGUGGGUAUCUGGUGUCCCGGCGAUUUCACACCCAUCCGCAGUACCCUAAUCAGGCGUUUAUUGAACAGCACAACCAUCUAGAUCGGCUGCUGUAUUGCCUGGCUAGUUGUACAUCAUCCAAACUUGGUGGAUGUCGAGAUGACUUUUCCACACAUGAAUUUAUCAAAAGUCCGAAUCCAACAGACUCACUGUGAAUCAGAAUAGUUUUUUAGCCCCGCGAAACAAGACGGUGAAUCUUGACGUCCUGAACGUUUCGACGGAUUCUCUGCCACCAAAAAAGGACAACCUUGGCUCUUUGAAGAAUUUGAACAUAACAAAUGAAGGUACACUGCAGAAGAUCAAGAAAACUUAUAUCUGAAUGCGUUUCGCGAGAUUCCAGUAUUUGCAGUAAGAACUCUCAGAUUAUAACUUUUUUCUCGAAUAUCUCUAUUUGCACGGUCAUCAAGUCAGAUUCAGGAAGUUUUUCACGGAAGCACUUCAAUCCAGGACAGAGCUCUGAAUAGAGUUUACUCUCUCCGAAUCAAGUGUCCCUAAGGAAUUUAAUACAGAUUCGUUCUACGAAUAUUAUUAUGAGAAACAAUAAUAUUUGGUGAACCAAAUCUGUUCAACUUUCGUCUUCAUCAAGCUCCAAAUCUGGCAUCAGGUAUGAUGUGGCCAAAGAAUACAGAGGAACCAUUUGAAUGUGCACUCGCGAAAAUUCCUUUGAUCUUAUGGCAUUGGGACAAGAUUUCCCUCCUUUGUUUUGCAUCCAUUGACGCAGCACCAACUGCCACCAAUCUACUCCCUGGGUAGUUAUAGUACAAGUAUCUUCGCAUCUGCCUAGAAAAAUAUUUUGAUUGUUUUUUCGCAUAAGUUCAUUCAAAAAAGACCCCUUUUAAUGAACCUGCACGUUGCCAGUUCUUCUUUUGACAACUCUGUAUUCUUUGGAUGUGACAAACAUAAAAAAUCUUGCUUUUUUUACCUAUUUGGAUGAUGUGAAACAUUUUUCACAACCCCAAGAAACUGUUCGGUUUUUAUGUGGAUGUAGAUGAAAUAAUUUGAAGAUGAAUAAAGUUGUGUCAAUUCCGUUGGACUCCCCGAUGUUGUGAUAUGUACGCACCCAAGAAACUCGAGUUUUAACUUGAUGAACGUGCAACAUAAAAUAUUUUCAUACAGAAAGACCUAAUGCGUAUGUCUUUUGAUGAAUAUUUUUGUACCUGCUAUAUAAUUAUAGACUGCCUUUAUGCUAUUCUACCGAGUUGAUAGAAGAAUGUUAUUCAGAAGCUACCCCUGUUGGCUUUAAUUUUUCUUUCUCAAGCUCAAUGUAAUAUUUUUAUAAUAGCUCACGGUUUUAUUUUGAUAUACUGAUCUUUGAAUGUGAGAGCACACUUUUGCUAUAAAACGAUAAAACGUUAACCAUUUGAUGUAUCUUAUGUACAGGGUGGGGCAGAAAGACUUUCCCGAUUUGGACAGCCGAUAAAAACUGAACUAAUCAAGAUAUAGAAAAAAAACUUAUUUUUUUAUAGGCAUUUAUAGUGCCAUUUUAAGUCAAUGCGUCUUGAAAAUGAUAUCACUCAAGUCCAUUGUUGAGUGAGUGAGCCUCUUCCGAUAAUUUUCCAUCGCUCUGCAGAUCAUGUCAGGCGGAAUGGCAGCAGUUUCCUGGAUUGUUUUCUCCUUGAGAGCGUCUAGAGUUUGAGGGCGAUGUUGGUACACUUGUUCCUUUAGGUAGCCCCAAAAAAAAUCACAUGAGGUCAAAUGCGGUGAGUACGGAGGCCACCCGAUGUCGCAGCGCAAAGAAUAAAGAUGUGUCCAGGAAACAUUUCUCGCAGAAGUGCCAUACAUGUUCUUGUCCAUGCUCAUUGACAAAAGCAGCCACUCCGGGCCGUAUAAAGCUCUCUAGCAUCACAUAACAUCGAUCUGCGUUCACUCUAACAGUUCCAUUCAACAACAUAUGGACUCCCACACACCAGAUUUAGAAAUGGCACACCAGACUGCAACCUUAGGUCUAUAAAGUGGCCACUCGUGCAGUUCUCAAGGGUUAUUUUCAGACCAAUACCUGCAGUUUUGUUUGUUGACUUCGCCAGAAAGCUGGAAAUGGGCAACACCACUGAAGAUCAAAACGUCCAUGCGAGGAAUAUUGCGAUAUUGGCACAAAAUGGUACGGGUUUCACGGUCUUUUUCACGCAACUCCUAUGCAAUGGCAAUUUUAUAGGGAUGCAUAUCAAGAUCCCGGUGUAGGAUUCUCCGAACACUCCGAUUUGAUAAUCGCAAAGCAGUGCUUACGUGCAGAGCUGCUGAAUUGACUCUCUCACAGCUGCCACAUUUGCUGGCCCUGUUGCUGUUCGAGGUCGACCAGGAGAUUUUCUUUUUAAUGCCGAUCCUGCUUCUAGAAAGUUCGACACCCAUUUAACAAUUGUCUUACUAUCGGGAACCAGACCAUGUCGCCCGAGCUGGAAGUGAAUGCCAUUAUCGGCGAACCUCCAUUUCGAAUAAACCAAGCCAUGGCUGACACUAAAAAAGUGGAAUAGACGAGAUAUAUACUCUUCUGCGCUGUACCCCCUACUGGCGUAGCUAGACGGUUUCCAAAUCGGGGAGGUCUUUCUGCCCCACCCGUAGAAUGAUUCAUUUUGCAGUAAUUGUUACAUCUGCAAGCGCUUUUAAUGGCUCAUACUUUGUUUCUACAGGAGUGUGCUCUCAAUUUGGUGAUCAAUUUACGUUUUACUUACGUUUUAGUACUACUUAUACGGAAUCAAAAAUGAAUUUGCUUUAGCAGCUAAUUUUGCAAUAGAGAAAGAAAAUAAUGUGUAAUUAUUGUUUUAAGUGUUUAUGUGAUAAGUAGCUAUACACGAGGCGGAACGACACAGUCUCUCGAUUGAACUUUUAUAAAAAAGAUAAAAUUUAUAAAUGUUGAGAACCAAUGAGUUAUAACCGAUGGGUUCUAACUCAUUAUAUUAUAUAAAAAGGCCAAGAUUGAAUCUUCCACAAAUGUGAAUUUAGUAACAAACACAGUCUUUAACAAAAGAGUAGUUAUACAGUGUCCGGCACAAAGGUCGGACGGUUUUUAAAAAAUCACAGAAUCGGUAAUUUGUAGUCGAAAACAAAUUUAUUGACGGAUUCGGGUUCACAAUGAAACAGCGUUUGUAAUUAAUUGUGGAAAAUCACAUCAGUCAUGUGGUGGCCGUUUUUGAAGAUGCAUUGCUGGAGGCGUUCUUAAAAGUUCGCGUAGACUCUCUCCAACAUCGUUCUCUCAACUUGGGCGCCUUCCACGCGAAUUGCCUCCUUCAACUCGUUCAGAGUUCGGAUCUUGUGUUUGUAUACACGAGCCUUGAGGUGGCCCCAUAGGAAAAAAUCGCAUAUGGAUAAAUCUGAGGACCGAGAAGGCCAAUUAACAUCACCGCGAAACCUCGAAAUAAGGCGACCACUAAUGAGAAGGCAAAUAACGUUCAUAGUAGCUCUGGUGGUGUGGGCGGUCGCCCCAUCCUGUUGGAAUCACACAUGUCGCAAUGGAACCGCCUUCGAAGUAGAUUUUCAUUAGCCCAAUAAUGGCAAUUCUGCUGGUUAACCAUGCCAUUAAGAUGAAAGUGAGUUUCAUAACUCAUGAACAAAAUGAGGUUCUCAAGUUCAUGCAUGCAUAGUCUCCAGGCUGCAACUGUUGCACAAUGGCAAAUUUGUAGUUGUGAAAGUGGACUUCCAUAUGCAAAAUACGCCUAACCGAACGAUCACUGAGGCGAACUUCAGCAGCAGGUGGCCGAGCAGAUCGAACCGGGCUUGUCCAACGCGUUCCACAUUAUCAGGGGUUCGAACCGUUCGCGGAGCUCCUGGUCUUUUGUUGAUCAGUACACCACGUGUGCGAACCACCAACGAAGGAUGGUGUUUCGAUAAGGAACAGCUCGAUUCCGAUGAAUAUUAAAGUGGCGACGAAACUCUCGCUGUACAGCCGUGAUAGACUGAUUAUGGCCGUCCAUUGCUCCAUAAUGUCUACUGGCAAAAAUGCUAGCAACGUCCGAGUCGAACGGCACUCUCCCCACUACUCUCGCCCAAAUAGGCGGAGAGUGCUAGCCAUUUCAAAAAUAUCCGUUCUUUAUGCGGGACCCUGUAUAAAGAGAAUAAAGAGUAUAAUACUUUUCUAUAAAACGUACUAUGAAGCAACCGUAAAGGAGUCGAAAUGUGUUUUGUUAUAAGUUGCGUGAUAUAUUUAAAUCUCACUAGAAAAUUGUCCUUAGUCACUCAUUUUCUACUCGUGUGUUGGCGUAAAAUUGCGCAAAAUGUUUAUAGGAUGAUUAAUAUCUUGGUCUACAAUUUUAUAAUACCCGUUUUACAUCAAUUUCUCCACCAAUUUAUUCAGAUGAUUUUCUUUCUUCAAGAUCAUCCUGCUUAUGCUUAUGCUUUUGCAGUGUUUUACAUCAAUGGACAAACUCGAUUAUCUGUCAGUAUUCAGUGCUGCCAACCACACAACAAAUUCAUGCUAGAAACAUGUUGAGCUUAUAUGUCUACUAUGGUUUUGAGGCGAGUCUCAUAAACAGAAACCUGAAUGCAGUAGUUCUAUACUUGAAAUUUGUUCCAAAUAAUGGAAGGGAAAACAAGUUCUAAUUUCGUGAAGAGAUCCACGAAUAUCAUGGAUUUAUUUGACGUCAAAUUUCUGUUUGACAUUUUUGAAAUUUAUCCGUGAAUAAAUCCACGGAAAUACAAUGUAAAACGGGUAUAAGAAAUUUUAAAUGUAAAUACUUUUUAGUCUUCGGUGAUGUAAAGAUUUUAAUACGCAUGUAUUCAGUUUUUCGGAUUACAUAGAAAUGCCAAAAAUUGUAACAAUUUUUAAUAUACAUUAGGUUUCUAGGUUCUUUUUGUUAUACGAUUUGUACCAUUUUAAGUUGUAUACAGGAUGUUUCACAAUCCAGGCAUGCAAAGAAUAAUAACCAACCUUAUUGAAAAUCCUGUUAGUCACUUCUUAUGACGGUUCAGCAUGAAAAAAAGUGAAAAUGAUUGUAAAAUCUCUAUCUCGGUAGUUUUUUUAGUGAUCUGAUCACGGUAUACAGUCAUUGAUCAGCCAAAACAUGAACUUUGCAACAUCCUGUACAUCAUUAGUAGCUGAAUAGUGUAUCCAAAACUCGGAUACUGAAAGAUUGAUGGAUCUUUGGUACAACACUCAACCCCUUAAUAGAGCUUUCAUAUAACAUAUGUUUUCAUUAUAAGUAGUCCUCAUGAUUGUACGAUUAAGUAUAACAGUUUGGUUAGCGCUCAAUAGUAGUAAUUGUACAUAGUAUUUCUUUUUUUAGUUUUUCACAUUAAUUUAUGUUUGGCUGUGAAUUUCUAAAAAAAAUUAUCAAUCGGUUAAGGCACGAUAUCCUCUAUAACCGACGAAAUUAUAUAAUGCUGACUUGUACAAAAAAAAAACUAAAAUACUCUUCAAUAAGCACUAGAGUUACUAAAUGUCUAUCUGUCUAUUAAUUUUUAAUGUAUUUAAUAUAGAUGAUGUUACAUUCCAUAGAUUUGUAUUAUGAUUAAUGUAGUAAAUAAAUGAAAAUCUAAUUGUU